Messenger RNA from Schistosoma haematobium, 7180 nucleotides. RefSeq lists its product as uncharacterized. The record is from RefSeq and is a predicted model, not a curated record. NCBI's taxonomy places the organism in Eukaryota, Metazoa, Platyhelminthes, Trematoda, Strigeidida, Schistosomatidae. Bases 4752 to 5636 code for a protein of 294 amino acids. The transcript has 2 exons.
AGACUACGUGCCAGUUAACCGAUAAGAUCCCUUGUAGGCCAAAUAUCAAAAGGCAGUUGAUGGCUGUAGUCGGGAUUCAUUUGUUGGCGAUCUUGUGGUAUACAAAGAAUACCGAGAUAGUGCCAAAGGAGUACAUGUGUGGUUACUGAGCGUAACCGAAUUCAUGCAGUCACAAUCAAUGGAAGGAAGAAUGUAUGUGUUUUGGUACAGUCAAACAAACAAGUAUGGUAAAACAAUCCGUGGUACAACUGGUUAUAAUAAUAAUUGUUUCCAUUAAACCAAUCGCAUAAAAGUAAGUCACUACAGUAGUCAGACGGAACCCGUGUAGCUUUGUGUGUGCGUUUUUAGGUGAAAAACAGUAUCAUCUAUAACCAUGCUCGUGAAAUCACACAAAUCCGUCAGCCUCUCGAUAUUUUAGUUCCUUUGUCCUAGUCCAUGCGCCCCCAUGACGCGUUGAUAUUCGACGUUGUUCAUCCCUACUUCAGUAUCCAGGCCCUCUUCACUAAAAUGAACAGGUUUUUUAUCGGGUAAUUCCCUACUAUGGCUCUCAGUCUCUAAAAACUAGUCUUCAUCAUUUACGAAAGCUGAACGCGUAACCAGAAAUGGCCUCAUUGUUUAGUUUAUGAUCAAAUAUGUGUAGUAUAUAACUCUGGAGAGAACCGACCAAGCUAAGAAUGACAGCAACCAACUAAAGUAAGCAAAACCACGAAUGUGAGAUUGAGACAACUUAAUAAUUUCAGUAAAAAGUUAGCUAAGUAAAAGUUGAAUUCGUGACGUUCCAUAACUUUUGUAAAAAGCGCGUAAACCCAGCUGUUUCGAACGAUACCUUAAACCCUGAAAUAGUUAGGUACUCCAGAUGUGUAUUUUUAUCAUAAGGUUAUCAUAACUUUUGACAACUAUUAUGUUAACUAUAAGACCGAAUGUCUCAGAUUUGUUUGAGCUAUUCGAUCAGCAACGCUCCCUGUUGUUUCGUGCUGUUUGACCCUGUGUUUUGGAUUAAAGCUUUGGUUUUUGCAAGUAUUAACUACACUGUGCUCGAGAGGGCAUAAUCUCAUCAAUUUUUAAAAUGAGGACUACCUCAGUCCAUUACUGAGUUCUUCAUGCUGGACAUCAUUUCUCUCAACAGCGUUGGUUGUUUCCAUGUUCCUGUCAUGGGGCCCUCAACUUUCGCUGGUUGUCAAUAGUAAUGGUGAGAUUUUGUCUUUUGAUGUUAGGUAUGCAGUAGGGUGGUCGUAAAAUUGAUGACAAACUGUACUAUUUCCGUAACGAAAACCAAACAUGACCCCGAUCUCCGGUGGUUCUAGUAAGGAAUAUCGUAAAAAUCUGUAAAGCUGGUAAAACUUUUGGAUAUUGGAUCGGUUUUCUAGAAGGGAAGAAAAGUCGUUUUCUACAGUAUUACACAUACUGUUUCCCAACUAUUUUGUAUCACUGAACUCUAUCACCGCCAGUUGUAAGCGUUUAAGAAUAAAGCGUAGUGUACUACGUAACAGCGAAUUAGAUUGUUAGGGUCCUUUGCAUAAUGAAUAAAGCUGUUGAUCUUACUUGUGAAGACUAACAGCUUUUAGGACUAUAUGAGAACUUCCGUCUUAAUUUGAUCGAAUAGUUUCGCUAUAUUUGGGCGCCGAGUUGAUAUGAGACACUAAUGGUAAUUUUGAUGUUUGAUUAUAAUUCCUUGAUGAUGUUUGAACUAGGUUGACAGGCGAAGUGUUGAACUUACUUCAAAUUCACUCACUGAAACUUUAAAAAUACAUUCUUCUCCAUUAAAGCUUUAGAACUCUAUCCAAACUGGUUUUCUGAUUCAUCUUUAUUAUGUUAUUAGGACUUUAAUGUUCUCAAAAAGGUUGUAAAUUUUUCGUUUUGAAGUCUGAACUGGUGUUUUCUCACAUUUAGAUUCUUGAUUACGUUUCCAGUUUUUGUAUUGUAAUGCUAAUUUCCUUCCUCAGUUUGAGUAUAUUCGUGAUAAGUUCUAAAAUGCUCCCAUCAGUUACUUUAGUUUUCAAGAUGACAAGAAUGAUUUUUAUUUAACCUCAGAUCGUAUUCAGGGGUUCGUUUAAUUAGACAAGUAAUAAAUGUAAAAUGAUUCAGUACUAAAGUCCAGAUUCAUGUAUCCACCCAUUCUCUUGUGUAAUGUAUUGAAGAAGUACUUUAUUAUACUUCAAACGAGCUUUGUAUUUCAUCAGUUGUGAAAUAAUGGGUUCGUUUCGAAUUCAAGUUAGGAUUUAGGCCUCUAUUUGUUGACCAAAACUUUUGUUUUAAAGAUGUCUCCACUGGAAGUAUUACUUUUGUAUUUGAUUCAUAUUGCCUUUUUGGCAUUUUCAACUCAUAUGUAAGUCGUUGGUAUAUUAUACACUUCCACGUUCAUCAAGUAUGCAAACUUGUAUAUAGUCCCUGCACUAGCACAUAGAUUCCUCAGGGUCGAUUAUUCUUCAAAUCAGCUGUUAGUGCUAUCUCCGUGUAAUAUACAAGUGCUAUGGUAUAUUGAGUAUGCCUGGUUUCCCAAUAUUUGGGGCUUGUAGGAACUUUCACAUAAUUAACUAGUUUUUCUUAUUUUGGACAAGUUAUCUCCCCGCUAACCAAACGUUUAUUUCACAGAAGUGAUCUAUCUUUUACCCUACCAAUAUGAAAGAUUGAAGUGGAUAAAAUAUAUAAAUCACAAGUAUUCGAUUAUAAGUAUAUCCGAAACGCCGUAUGCAACACAGUAAACAAUGUUCGGACUAGUUCUGUAUAUGGGAAUCAUUCAACUAUUGGGAUAAGACAUGGGUUUUACGGAUUUAGCUGCAGCGUACCAUUUAACUGGCUUUGGAGUCUGUCGAAAUACCCUGGUGCGGCCGAGAGUCGGGAAAGUCCGCUCUCCCUCUCGAAAUACUCUCACAUAACCACACGUAUACAGCCACUGACAGAGAAGUCCUACUUAUUGCCUUCUCACAGCAGAGGCGUCGUUUGCGAAAUUGGGAGGACGAAAAGCGAAUGUUUGGAGCUUUAACCUGGUUGGUGGAUAUGGAGGUUCCACCUAAGGGAGUUGGAAAACCCUAAUUCCCAAACAAUGGUGCACAUGAGUUCCAGGAUCCUGACCUGAACAAAAGGCGUAUGAACCUAUUGUUAGUCACCUGCUACCAUGGUACCGCAUCUCGUAACGUUGCUCCACUGCCUUGUGGAUUAGACAUUUAGGUCGAAGACUCGGAGUGUGGCCCCCUAAGAAAACCACCUGCUUCGGUCUGGGCACCCGGGGAGUAUCACGGCCCACACACAAAUCGAAUGAUUUAUGUGGCGCAUAUGUAUUUGGUGACUCCUUGUACCAGUGUUUGUGUUUGAACAAAUAAAUAACUAAAGGUUGUUGACUGCUAGUGUGAGCCGCGUAUGGAGGUCUUAUAGAUCUCCCUAUUGUACAAGUUAUCUAUAUUUCGCGGUUAAGGGGUAGGUAAAUUCAUUUGAAGCUUGUCUCAAUGAAAUAAAUGUAUUUAUUCUUUGUCUUGUUCUUUAUGUCGAUCAUUUUACUUCCGUAUUCUAUUUCUCGUUUUCCUAAGAAUAAUGGUUCUAUUAUCCCCUAUUACUAGUAUAAGAAGUUUGUUGUGUAUUACACAUUAUGAAAAUUAAAGCAAAUAUUUGCUUUUGGCUGGGCUGUUGAUGUAUAUAUUUGUUACAGUGAACUGAAAACUACCUAAAACAACUUACUGGAACCUAAAUUAUCUGACUGUUUUCCUUUGCUCGUGGUCGUAACCCCAAUAAACUGGAUAUUUCCAACUGCAGUUUACUGAAGUCUAUUUUAAGGUUCAUCGAACGUUUGUAUAAUAAACUUUCGUAAUAUAAAAUAAUACGAUGCAAAUUUAACAAAUAAUUGACAAUAACACAAGUAAACAUGUACCGAUAUCUGUGUUUGUCGAUGACUUCUAUGUAUAUACCUGUACUAUCAUCUGUUCGUAUAUGAGAUGCUAGCGUCAAAAAUCGGUUUACUGAUCAUCUUCAGUCUUUAGUUCCACAUCAACAUGCUAUUCUAGAUAAACUGAGGGGAGGUAGAACUAAGAAGACUUGUGGAUUGGGCUGACUAACUAUAAAGGUUGGUAUAGUUACUUGUUAGUAACUAUUACUCAACAAGUUUACUGAAACUAAAACCUUAAUUGAGAAGUUUUUCAUUUUGGUGUAUUGAAUGCUCUUGUCAUUUACAAUUGGGAAGUCUAAGUUUAUCUGCUUCACCUCAUUCUCAAGUACUUCAUUUGUGACUUACAUCACUGUAACUUCCUCUUUCUGAAAAUGUCAUGGUUGCCGACACUUUUUUGGUAGUUCAUAAUCCAGAGGUGACUAUAUGAUUAUGUAUGUUUACUUCACUAUCUUGUGUUGUAUUGUAUUUGAUUGCAAAAAACAGUGUUAAUAUACAUUUUGUUGACCAAGGACAGUCACAAAUCAGGAUAUUCACAUAUGUUUUUUGGUUUCGUGCCUCCUUACAACUACCCUUGUCGUACUAUCGUUUUUUUUUAAUUUUCUUUCCAUAGCUGGUUCAAAAUCCUACUUUACCAUGGUUUGCAGUCACUGGUGAUUAUUGUCCAUCCUCCUCUACUCAAUCUGCUCAAACCCAACAUUUCGCACAAGUUUUUGGAUUGUCUGUGCCAAUCAGAAGAGUACUGAGUCCCAAACAGUCACUAACCCACUCUCAUUUUGCAUUAUUUCCAACUUGUCAAAGUGUUGACACUCAAAGUCGUCAUCAAUUGAGCUCUGGAGAUCACUGUUCAAAUAUCAUUACACCUGUAAUCGUCACUAUGCCUCGUCACUCACGUUCAAAUGGAAACCAGGAUAUGGAUCUACCAGUUUUCACAGAACCACUUGGUCCAAUUGCAACUGGAUGUAAACGUGAUGCUUCUGCACUGUCAGCAAAUUGUACUAUCCCCCCUAUUACGACAACAGCUAACAUCCCAUUGGAUACUAACGAUCAGUGCACUAUUUAUCUCCCACCAAAACCUAAAGAAUCGGAGAGAAUGAUGCAUAUUCAACGGUGGGUGAAUCAUCUUCCUUGGAAUCUAAAUAAUGUGUGCGAUGCCUCUGGUCGGUCUCAUGUACCCUAUCCCAUUCCUGUUCGUUCUCACAUAGACGAUGAUCGUGAAUUAACUCCCCCUCCUGGUCGAACUUACUUAACUAGAUUACCAUUUACACCCGAAGAACAACAAGCCAUGGUCCGAUUCUUUCCUUCCCAUACAAGUCAGUUUCGGCACCAGCAUCAGACACACGCUGUUCCGGAUCCCCAACCUAGGUAUCACACCUUCCCGAAUCAUUGUCCGAAUCAACAAACAUCCAAUAAUCAUCAAUUUUCUUCAUCCCAGAGACCUAGUCAAGAAGCCUGUAAUGUCUUUCCUUCCGUUAGAAAUAUUCCUGAGUAUGUCAAUGAGAAUAACCGAAAACGUGGACAAGAAGAUAUCGGAGGUAGUCGAUUAUUUGCAGAUUGGGAGACCAGAUUAAUUAGCCGACUUUUUAAAGAGUUCUUCCAUGGAAAUCCUAAACCUAAUGGUGUAUGCGGUACACUGCCUUCUCUUAGUGAAGUUCGAUCUCGUAUAGCUUCUUCACGAUUGAAAGAAACAAGAACAGCUACAGCUGUCAGAUCCAAAAUUCGUCGAAUGCAAUCAUCCGGUACAUGGUUAAAGUAUCAAUGAUAACUGUAUUUUCCACUGUCUAAAACCCUUUUAAUAGUCCUUUUGUGUUAAGUGAGUAAUUGUGCUCAAUUGUUAAAAGCCUGUAGACAACAAUAAAAAACAAAUAGCGCUCAAAUAAUAUAUAUACAUGGUUUCAAACCGGAAUUUCUCUCAUUCUACGUCAUUGUUCUAGUUUUCCAGUCAGUCUUUAUAGUUCAUAUUUCAACCGUAUCAUUCCAGAAUACAUAUGUAUGUAUGUCCGAUCCUUUUACUGUAACCUUACUGUUUGCAGAAAUAUAAAUCUACUAAUCACCUACAAUAUAUUUAUAUAUAAAAUAUGUAUGUAUGCAAAAGCAAUUUACUUGAUGACAACAUGCUGUUUAUAGCCCCCGUGUUCUUUCUGACCUUCAAUAUACCAAUGUGUGAAACUUAUCCUGCCCUAUUUAAUACUUUAUGUACUCUCAUAUUUAUUUCUGUCUUCUUUCUCAUUCGUUUAUUUGUGGUACUUCGUACAGUAUUAUCAUUUUAUAUACAUUCAUAUAUUAUCACCAUUAUCAGCGUUUUGUUUCCAAGUUUUCUUUAUCUCUAUAAUUUGUCUCUUAUAUCAUGUGUUAUUAGAUAUCAAUUGUGCAUAUCAACUCUUCUUGUUUGUUUCCGUUUCUUGUAUGUUAAUUUGUUUCUGAAAGGUUAUUACCACUUAUCUUGGUUUUUUUUUUCAUUCUGUGUAUACGAGAAACAAGAAAUCAAUGUAAUAAACCUUGUCUUCAUUCUGUUUUAUAACAAGGGUAGCCUGGUUUUCUAAUUUAUUGGUUAAUAAUACUAAUAAUAACGAUCUCUUAAAUAAAAUUUCUCGUAGAAGCUGUUCAAUUAUUUCAACUGAUAUCUAUUAUAAAUGUAUCAUAGAAUUUAGAUUUGUUUAAUGUACAUGUGUUUCAAGUUAAUUCGAAAAAUAAUAACUCAUUCUUUAUCUACAUUCGAUACGUUUUCUCUGUGAGUAAUCUAAAGUGCAUAGUGAUAAGAAUGUUAUAUGAUAAUCAGUAAUUUUCCAAGACCUGUUAAUUCUUAUUUCUGUUUUCCAUAAAAUAAUUGUGUACAGUUUUUUAAACUGACAAAAGGACAGUGAACAACGAACAGAUAUAUGUAUGGAGUAAUUUGUUCGAGAUCCAAUGUCUUGAUAUUGAUAAGUAGCAUAGUAGUUCAACGCGGCCUUAGAAUGAAAAUCUACACAAUUUCAACUGACAGUAAUUAGCUCUACAGCUUUAAUUCUUGUUAUGAUGAAGUAGACGAUUGUUUUUUAAAAAAUGCCUUCUUUAGUCUUGUACAAAUAGGUCGACAAGUGUAUGAAGCAUUUUCAACUUUUCUUCGAAGUUCACUACCGUAGAUUGCAACAUACUAGCCAAGUGUGCCUUCGCUCCAUAGACUUUCAUACUGGAUAAGUGCAAUAUACAGAAUAUCUUAAAUAAGGUGACGUCUUAUUAACGUUGAUUUUAUCUACAUACUAGAAUCUAGGUAGGAGAUUCCAAAACAGAUCACUUCCUGGAACUCAGAAUUUCGAGGAAACACUC